AUGUCGACCCUUCGCCAGCGCACGACGGACAAGGCUACCGGCAAGGCCGCCGCCAAGGUUGAUGUCGACGAGCUCCAGCUCCCCGAGGAGAAGAAGUGGGUUUGCAAACUGCCGCGCGCCAAUCGCCACGGCGUGAUUGGACGAGACACUGAUAUCCUGCCCCCCAGGUUCGUCGUUCCCAACUUCACCAACAAGCAGCUUAUGGAUGCCAUCCCGGCCCACUGCUUUGAGCGCUCGGCCCUCAAGUCGACCCAGUACCUUGUCCAGGAUGUCGUCGCUCUCGCGAUCCUGGUCGUCGGUGCCUUCCACAUCGAGGACCUGCUCAACUACCUUGACCUCGCUCCCCUCCCGACCAAGGCCCUCCGCAUCGCCCUCUGGACGGCGUACACCGUGAUUGCUGGUUUCUUCGGCACCGGUCUCUGGGUUGUCGGCCACGAGUGCGGUCACCAGGCCUACUCUACGUCCAAGACGCUCAACAACACGGUCGGCUGGGCCGUCCACUCGUUCCUCCUCGUGCCCUACCAUGCGUGGCGCAUCUCGCACGGCCGCCACCACGCCUCGACCGGCAGCCUCACCCGCGACGAGGUGUUCGUGCCCCGUACCCGCUCCGAGAUCGGUCUCCCGGCCCCCAAGGACGAGAACGAGGUUGUCGGCAUUCACGUGUCCGAGGAGAGCCAGAGCCUCCUUACCGAGAUCCUCGAGCACGUCCCCAUCACCGCCAUGUGGAUCGUCCUGUACCAGCUCGCCGGCUUCCCUCUGUACCUCAUCAUGAACGCUGCUGGCCAGCACCGCUACCCCGCGUGGACCAACCACUUCUCGCCCGACUCGAUCAUCUUCCGCAAGAACCACAAGUGGCAGAUCAUCUGGUCCGACUUUGGCUUCUUCGCUACCAUUGCCGCCAUGGCCUACUGGUCGUACGCGCGCAGCUUCACCGAGAUGUUCCUCAUCUACGGUAUCCCCUACCUCUGGGUCAACAACUGGAUCGUUCUCAUCACCUACCUCCAGCACACUGACCCCACUCUUCCCCACUACUCGGACAAGACGUGGACCUUCCCCCGUGGCGCCCUCGCCACGAUCGACCGCACCUUCCUCGGCCCUAUCGGCAUGUGGUGCGUCCACGGCCUCUGCGAGACCCACGUCGCCCACCACAUCUCGAGCAAGAUCCCCCACUACCACGGCGAGGAGGCCACUGCCGCCCUCAAGAAGUUCCUCGGCCAGCACUACAACCGCUCCGAGGAGAACAUGCUCGUGUCUCUGUGGAAGAGCCACAACCAGUGCCGCUUCAUCGAGGACGACGUCGACGUUGCGUUCUACAAGGACGUUCGUGGCGUGGCCCAGCGCUACGGUGUCGAGGAGCCCCUUGUCGACUCUGGUGUCGAGCUGUCGUCGACCAUCAUCACUACGGGCCGAUUAGCGCCGGGUCGCGGGAUCAAAAAGUCGCGUCCUCCCCCAUCGUGUCAUCCAGCGGCCGACUACGCCAUGUCGUCGACCUCGCACACGAUCGUCUCGGCGCCGGGCAAGGUGCUCCUUGCAGGCGGGUAUCUGGUCCUGGACCGCGCGUACACCGGCCUGGUGGUGGGCACGUCGAGCCGCUUCUUCUGCUCGGUGGUCGACACGCCUUUGCCCUCGGCGCCGGCGUCAUUCUACGCCGCGAGCGUGCGCGUCCGUGCCGGCCAGUUCCCCGCCGACUCGGCAUGGAGCUACGACGUGCUCGUGCCCGCUGGCACGCGCGCGCCGCUCCUCACCCCCACCGGCACCACUGGCAGGAACAAGUUUGUCGAGACGACGCUCGCCAAGGUGCUCCAGUAUGCGCUGGAGCGCCUCGUGGCCUCGGGCCUCGGACAGGCUGCUGCUGGCGCUGAGCUCCUCCGCCGGCUGUCGGGCGGAGGGCGGACCGCGCUCGACGUCGUAGUCCUGGCUGAUAACGACUUCUACAGCCAGCGCGAGCAGCUCGCUGCCGCCUCGCUCCCCGCGCGCCUCAGCUCCCUCGAGAGCUUGACGCCCUUCUGCCCCUUACCCCGUGGCAUCGGACAGACGAACAAGACGGGCUUGGGCUCAUCUGCGGCGCUGGUGACCUCUCUCGUCGCUGGUGUCCUGUCUCACCUCGGCCUCGUGGACGUCAGCAAGCCGGCCGACGUGGACCGCAUCCACGCGCUCGCACAGGCGGCCCACUGCUUCGCGCAGGGCAAGGUCGGCUCUGGGUUUGACGUCUCGUCGGCAGUCUACGGCUCGCACGUGUACCGCCGCUUCUCGCCGGCCGUGCUCGAGCCCUUGUUCAACGCGACCGAGGGCGCGCCGCCUCCGUCGGUGCUCGCGUGUGUCGAGAGCAAGGCAUGGGACCAGGAGGUGACGCGCUUCCGCCUGCCCCGAGGCUUGAGGAUGCUGCUUGCUGAUGUUGAUGCCGGCACGGACACGCCCAGCUUUGUUGGCAAGGUUUUGGCGUGGCGCAAGGCCAAGCCAGAGGAGAGCCUCGCCCUCUGGACCCAGCUCGACGAGUCCAACAGGCUGCUGGAAUCGCAGCUGUCCAAGCUGGCAGCUGUGGACCAGAGCAACGAGUAUGCCGAGACGCUCAAGGCGUUUGCCUCGACGUCGGUUGGUGGCCUUGCCACAAACGACCCCAUUGCUACCCAGUUGCAAGAUAUCAACGCCACUGUCGGCAGGAUACGCUCCGGCAUGCGCGACAUGUCUCCAGCCUCCGGCGUACCUAUCGAGCCAAAGGAGCAAACGAGGCUGCUAGACUCGUGUUCUGGUUGUCAUGGUGUUCUGGGAGGCGGUGUGCCUGGCGCUGGCGGAUACGAUGCCAUUUGGGUCCUCUGCGUCGACGAUCCCGCUGUGAUUACGACGGUCGAGGACGUCUGGGCCUCGUGGACCGAGAUGUCUGUGAGCCCCCUGUCGGCACGGCAGUCGGAUGGCGGCCUUCAGGUCGAGGACGAAGGGAACGUUCGCGGCCUUGCAGACGCGCUCAAACGCGCCAGGGUGUAGGAAGUGUUCUAUGCAUGCAUCAUCAGAC
This is a messenger RNA of Vanrija pseudolonga, 3010 nucleotides long. Its product is annotated as Delta(12) fatty acid desaturase. Bases 1 to 2982 code for a protein of 993 amino acids. Gene Ontology annotation, cellular component: peroxisome. The record is from RefSeq and is a predicted model, not a curated record. The transcript has 13 exons. Gene Ontology annotation, molecular function: phosphomevalonate kinase activity; ATP binding. NCBI's taxonomy places the organism in Eukaryota, Fungi, Basidiomycota, Tremellomycetes, Trichosporonales, Trichosporonaceae. Gene Ontology annotation, biological process: isopentenyl diphosphate biosynthetic process, mevalonate pathway; ergosterol biosynthetic process.